AUGGGCAAAAAUAGAGACAAAGAAGCUUAUUACGAAACGUCAAGAGUAUUCAAGAAUAUUCCCCGCAUCGCGGACCCAGCGAAAGACUCGCCUUUUGAUUCCAUUGCACUCCAACGCAAUGGACAUGCAGCCAGUAGGGAGGGCGUGCACCUUGCAGCAAUGGGCCUGGAAGAAAGAGUAAACCAUUCAAAGCUCGGCUCUUUGCGUUUUGAUCAUAGAGACGAAAUUCCCCGUGAAGAUAAACACAUUUCAGACCUUAUGUCACACGUGAGAAACUUUCAUUCUGAAUAUUCGAUUUCACGCUUUGUUUACCUUGGCGUCCGCGGAUGCCUCUGCAGGAAGGCAUAUCCUGAUUUCCCGGACCCUCUUUGUGGAAUCCAGAUUCAUCAUAAAGAAUGCACGGCGUCCCCGAGCGGCCACUCGCGCCUCCUCAUUGCCUGCGGCUCAUCUGCAUACCCAGCGCCUUCGCGUCUCGUGGCGGCGGCUUUUGUUAGUCUUCGGGAUUACUCGAGCCUGACAAGUUGCACGUGUUUGUCUUGCAGCCGCGCCUCUCUGUGGCGGGGGUUGCGAGAGGUGUUGACAGUGUGGCUUGAGAGCUGGGACCACGACCCGGACAGCGUGGAGAUGAACGUCGUGCGCUACAAGCCGGACGGGAUCGAGGCCCUGGCGAGGACGACCAAGUUCAGCAAGAAGGAACUGCAGCUCAUUUACAGAGGCUUCAAGGCGGAGUGUCCGAAUGGGUUCGUCAGUGAAGAAACUUUCAAGGGUAUUUACUCGCAGUUCUUUCCUCAAGGAGAUGCGACGGCCUACGCGCACUACGUCUUCAACGCGUUCGACGUCGAGCAGCAAGGGUCGAUCAGCUUCGAGGAAUUCGUAACCAUCCUGUCGGAGCUGUCGCGGGGCAGCGUGACGGAGAAGAUCCGCUGGGCCUUCAACCUGUACGACAUCAACGGCGACGGAUACAUCACCAAGGAGGAGAUGCUGGACAUCGUGACGGCCAUCUACUCGCUGGUCGGCCGCAACGCCAUCCCCGCCGUCGAGGAGAACACCACGCAGGAGCACGUCGACAGGAUAUUCGAGAAACUCGACAUCAAUGGCGAUGGAAUGGUUACCCUUGACGAGUUCAUGGAAAUAUGCACAACCGACGAGACCAUCGCCAACUCGCUGACGAUCCUGGACACGAACUUCUGAC
Penaeus vannamei (Pacific white shrimp) is the source of this 1192-nucleotide messenger RNA. The record is from RefSeq and is a predicted model, not a curated record. Lineage: Eukaryota; Metazoa; Arthropoda; Malacostraca; Decapoda; Penaeidae.